AUGGCACAGUUUGUUCCUUUGAAGAACAUUUUCACAUUCUCAUUAAUUCUCACUAGAAUCCUCUGAGGUACACAAACUCAUGGAGCUCCAGGAAGAAUGAAAAGAAGAUUCAACUGGCUGGGAGGUUUCUUUGCAUAUGUGUUUCCAGAACUGAGACACUCUGCCUCAAUUAGUGGUGCCCUGUGCAUCCUCAAGGGGUCAAGCGCUGGAGUGGACCACUGCGUUGUGAUGCGGAUGCUGUUGGAAUGCAGUCUCAGUGACAAGUUGUGUAUUAUCCGGGAGCAGCAGUAUGAAAUCAUCAUCAUCCCAACCCUGCUAGUUGGUAUCUUCUUCAUCCUCCUUGGUGUCAUCCUGUGGCUUUUUAUCAGAGGACAGAGAGCCCAACAGUCUCCAGGACCUCGAGGUGUUGCCCACGUGCCUCCAUCUGGGAACCUGAGCCAGGAAGCAGCAGGACCUGGGGGAACUGUGUUUGUACCGCUUGAGGAGACCUCGGUGGAAAGCCUUCUGCGAACCUCUGCAAAAGUCCUGGCUAAGCUGCAGGUGCCCCGGGAGCAACUCUCUGAAGUUCUGGAGCAAAUCCACAGUGGUAGCUAUGGGGCCAUCUAUCGCACCACAAUACACACUGGGAGCCCUGCGAAGCCCAAGAGUGUGGUCCUCAAGACUUUAAAAGAACCAACGGGGCUUCAAGAGGUGCAGGAUUUCUUAGGACGAAUCCAAUUCUAUCAGUACUUGGGGAAGCACAAAAACCUGGUACAUCUGGAAGGCUGUUGCACAGACAGGCUGCCGCUCUACAUGGUACUGGAGGAUGUGGCCCAGGGAGACCUGCUCAGCUUUCUCUGGACCUGUCGCCGGGAUGUGAUGACCAUGGAUGGUCUUCCCUAUGACCUCACAGAGAAACAAAUAUAUCACAUUGGGAAGCAGGUCCUUUUGGCUUUGGAAUUUCUCCAGGAGAAGCAUCUGUUCCAUGGCGACGUGGCAGCCAGGAAUAUUCUGAUCCAGUGUGACCUCACUGCUAAGCUCUGUGGGCUGGGCCUGGCUUACGAAGUUCACUCCCGAGGGGCCAUCUCCUCCAGUCACGUCGUACCUCUCAAGUGGCUUGCCCCAGAACGGCUUCUGCUGAAACCAGCUGGCAUCAAAGGAGACAUCUGGUCUUUUGGGAUCCUGCUGUACGAGAUGGUGACUCUAGGGGCACCUCCAUAUCCUGAAGUCCCUCCUACCAAUAUCCUACAGCAUCUCCAAAGAGGGCAAAUCAUGGAGAGACCCAGUAGCUGCACACACACCAUGUACGGUCUCAUGAAGUCCUGCUGGCGCUGGAGUGAGGACAGCCGCCCCUCACUUAGAAAGCUACACUCGUGUCUUGAAACUGCUGCUCAAAGUGCAAAUGACAAGGCUGUGUUGCAAGUACCAGAGCUGGUGGUACCUGAAUUGUACGCAGCUGUGGCAGGUAUCAGCGUGGAGAGUAUCUCCUACUGCUACAGCAUCUUAUGA
Budorcas taxicolor (takin) is the source of this 1488-nucleotide messenger RNA. It is a transcript of the gene STYK1, whose product is annotated as serine/threonine/tyrosine kinase 1. The record is from RefSeq and is a predicted model, not a curated record. Gene Ontology annotation, biological process: multicellular organism development; positive regulation of kinase activity; cell surface receptor protein tyrosine kinase signaling pathway. The transcript has 11 exons. Gene Ontology annotation, cellular component: signaling receptor complex. NCBI's taxonomy places the organism in Eukaryota, Metazoa, Chordata, Mammalia, Artiodactyla, Bovidae. Gene Ontology annotation, molecular function: transmembrane receptor protein tyrosine kinase activity; ATP binding.